CUCCUUUGCUAUAAAAUCUUGCAUUACCUCACUCACUCUCUCAUUCCACUAAGCAGCUUUUGUUUUUUUUGGCUCUUUCUUCUCUUCGUCGAACUAAAGGAAUGACAAAGAGGUGGUUUUCCGGGAUAAUAAAAGUUUCACUGAGCUGUCAACAGGCUGUUUCUUUGUGGGUUCUUGGAGCAAUGGAGGGUUUUGGAACUGGGGUUUUUGUUAUAGCGAUGAAAAAAGCUGUCUUUGCUGCUUUCACUUGCAUUCUUGCUUUAGGAGGUGCUGCAGUGGGCACAGUGAUAGGAGCCAUGAAAGGCCAGACAACAGAAAUUGGGUUUCUUCGUGGGUCUGGAAUAGGAGCUGUGGCAGGUGCCAUCACCGCCGUUCAAUUGCUGGAAUCAGUUUCUGAUGGGGAGCCAUUGUCCAAGGUAGCUCUUAUUUAUAGCUUGAUGAAUGGGAAGGUGUUCAUGGAAUGGGUAAGUCCUGCAGUGCUAAAAGCUUAUCAGUGGCAAAUUAGUGCAAUGGAGACCACUUACAGAGAAAUUUCAGACAUCUACGACACCAGUGGAAAUAGAGGGCUGUCCAAGAAUUGCAUAGAAAAGCUUCCUCAGCUUACACUACAACACAGUCACAAUUUUGAUCAAUGCCACCAGUUUUGCUGUUCUAUUUGUUUGCAGGAUUUAAAAGAUGGAGAGUCGGUGAGAAAAAUACCCUAUUGUGGGCACUUGUUUCACAUGGACUGCUUAGAUAAAUGGCUGGCCAGAAAUGGGUCUUGCCCAAUGUGCAGAAAUUGUGUUUUCAAUGACUGCGAUGUAUUGUAGUUAUGCUUGAUGGUUUUGAGUUGUCUCCCAAAUUAAUCAAAAACAAGAAAAAGAAGGGAAACAAAAACAGAUAGGAGAGAGAUAUUCGUCCAUCUGCCAUGUGGGACAUUUGGAAUUGUAUCACAAUUGCCGAAUUGGUUUUAAUGGAUUAAUGAACGGUCCCAUACAUAAGCCCAA
Manihot esculenta (cassava) is the source of this 986-nucleotide messenger RNA. Its product is annotated as NEP1-interacting protein 1. NCBI's taxonomy places the organism in Eukaryota, Viridiplantae, Streptophyta, Magnoliopsida, Malpighiales, Euphorbiaceae. The record is from RefSeq and is a predicted model, not a curated record. Bases 102 to 809 code for a protein of 235 amino acids. The transcript is spliced from 5 exons.